Messenger RNA from Caenorhabditis auriculariae, 13082 nucleotides. The record is from the annotation of a GenBank genome assembly. Lineage: Eukaryota; Metazoa; Nematoda; Chromadorea; Rhabditida; Rhabditidae.
AUGUUUUCGUUCAAGGUUACAUUCUAUUUGGAAAAGUAUAUUUUAUGUUGGCCGGAUUACACGAAAUUCGUCCCUAAAAAGCAUCAUGCCCUUGUCUGGUUCAUGAAAGCUUUGAGGUACGUUGAUCAAAUAUUUCUACUUUCAGGGAUCAGAAUGUGUUCAACCAACAAAUUCGUCAAGAUCAAUCUUUUCAUGUCCAACGACCAUCGCUCACGUUUUCAAAUCUUUCGAAAAUAAUGCUUUUCAGGGGAUGCGAGGUGAAUCAAAUAUUCACGCACAACAAGCACAAAUAUGAUUACAAUCGGGAUUUUCAAAGGCGUUUUUUGAAAUAUUCAUACGCCCUGGUAUUUUUCGAAAAAAAAUAAGCGAUACAUUUUUCUUCAGAUAUGUGAUAGAGGCAGUCAAAUACCUCAGGAAAACCAUUUUUUCCUUUACGUUUAUUCUUCACUCUUCAAUAUAUUAUAUCAAACCAGAAAUGAUGACAGACAGUAAGUUCAAGGAUUCCUGUUAGAAAAAAACUUGACUUCAGACACGUUUGUGAUGAAAUUUCUGCUGUUUAUGCAGAUUUAUACGGUAGAUGUUAUGUUCCUCAUGUCGAAAAAAACGACAAAAAUAAAAAUCAAAGAGGUUGAUUUUUUUAAAUUAUAUAAAUGUAAUAGAAGUUUCCAGAGAUGCAACGGGCCUUCCGCUCCACUACUCAAAUUUCAGGACUUUUUCCAAAGAUUUUCCAGAGGUUAAACUUUAAAUUCGAAUAAUGCCAAUAUAAAGUUCAGGGUGUGACGCUUUCGAAGAAUUUAUCGCUCAAAAUAAUUCACUUUUUAAUUUCGGUGUCACGCUCACCAAUGAUCUCGUCUACAUGAACCUCUUAAGGUAUUCUGUUCUGAUUACCUUUUCGAAAGACUUAUUCAGCUCCCAACUGGUUUCAAAUAUUCACUCGGAUUCAGAACUACCUUCACUUGUCCUAAAAGUGAGAUUAAACGAUUUCUCAAAAAUGAUUUAAUUCAGACACGUCUUUUACUUCAACAUUUUUCCUUGGCUGCGAUCAAGCUGUGGCAACAAAUGCUCGAAGUGAAACAGUAAACUGAUUUCUUGUUUUGAAAACUUUUUCCUCAUAACAAUAGAAAAAAAAAAUCCCCAGAGGAGGGUUUGUCUUUUUUUCAGAUGCCGCCUUGAGACACAACAGCUUUUCUCGGACUCUUUUCUAAAUGAAACUGAAGAGGAAAAGUGAGAAAAAUAAGAACGAACUGGAAUACAAAGAUUUCUGUAGGGCGAUCCGGAUGAGCACGCUAAUUUCUCACAAUUGCUGUCCUGUCAACAACAUGCACAUUUGCGACCUCAAUAAUGAGCGGCGAUACCAGUUUUGACUGUCUUUUCGACUCCUGACAGCUCGAAUUUCAGAAAUUUGGCUAAUAACGCUCAGAAGGGGUUUUACAUUGAAGGCGGCCUUCUAAUUGCAAUUUGUUUCAACACUAUUUUGCUGGCUUACCUUUUAUUGAAGGUGAGAAAAAAGUAAAGAAGCUCCUUUUGAUUUUUGAUAUUAAGAAACAUUUUUUAAACGAAAAAAAUAUUGAAAAAAAGGGCUAAACUAUUGAAAUAUGAAUACUCGAAUUUAUCAUUUGAUUAUUUAUUAAAUUGAAAAAAAGAAAAAUUAAAGUCUAUCAGAAGCCAAAGGCUUUCUGUUGAAAAAAACCUUUUUUUCAUCUGAUUUCAAUAAAAAAACGGAAAACUCAAAAAGAAUUUUUUUCAGACUCGACGGAAUCUUUCGACAGCCACUGUUCUUUUCGUCUUCAAUAUUAUGUUUUUCAAAUAUCCUUUUUUUAUGUUUUCCUUCACCUUUUUCUUUUCGGACUUUCUAGGAAAUGACCCAUAUGGAGCAGUGAAUGAAGAUGUGAGUUUUUUUUUUUCAACGAAACUUUGGGUUAUUUUCAGUACCAAGAGAAAUCACCAGAAUUGGUGAUUGCGGAAACGCUUCAAACACAUUUGUUUGCUUCGGCUGAAUUUCGGCAUGUUUUUUUUUGAAUCACCUCUUGGAAAGAAAGUGGGGGCUCAAUUUACGUCUAGCUUUUUAACAAAAAAAAAUAUUGAGACCAAGAGAUCGGAUAAAAAGAGAAUGGAAACUAUAAAUUAAUUUUCAGAAAACAUCUUAUACAAGAAACGUUGUAUUCAUUGGCGCAAAACGGCAGUCUUACGGGUUUAAUUCAUCUUCUUGUCCUUGUACUAGUAAGCUUUUUUUUGCAAAUUUUUUUUGAAAAUCCUGAUUUACAGGUAGUAAUUAAUCGGUCGAUGUCCGGAAAAUCCAUUCAUCUGUCUCGUUUAUCAGUUAUAAGCGUUUUUGCCUGCGUUUGGAUUUUUCUUAUUGCUUCACAUGCUAUGUUCUCUACGAUGCAAGUGAGUUUUUUUGUUUUUCAUUAAUUUGAUUUCUUAAAGUUUUUCUAGUUAGAUAAAAAUAACAAAAAGAAUUGAAACUAAAUUAAUAUUCAAAAAAGUUCAAACUAAGAACUCUCAUAUUCUUGUAGAUUUAUUCUCUCUUGGAGGAGUCCCUCAGUCUCACUUUCCCGUCAAACUCAUUGCCUUGUCGUUUUUUUUUGUUUUGCGGCCGAUGAGAUGAACCGAUUUGCAGAUGAGCGCCAUACAGAAUCUUGACGAGCUGUUUUUGACGUUGGCUAAAGGCCGAGGAUCACUUAAGUGCAAUCGGUGAGAUAACACACUUGAGCUAAUGAACUCCAAAGAAAUCUCUUUUCUCAAAGAGAUUUCUUCAUUCUGAUCUCAUCCGCCUCCGUUUUCUAAUUACGAUUUGCUUUACAGGACCCUACAUUCUGGAUACGAGGAAAUUGCGUCUCACUGUGAUCGGACUGCAGUGUUUCACGCUUUCGGCGCAUAUCUUCUUCGGGUAUUGCUAUGAAAUCGAAAGAUUAAAAAUAAAACACAUUAUAUUUCGCCCUCAAACGGCUAGAAAGUUUCAAAUAAAAAAAUUACGGAGGUUUUAAUCUGCAUAACCUGUAAUCCCUAAAAAAACUCGCUUUGAAAAAUUUUUUUCUUCUUGGAGAAACUGAUUUUUGACGUUUUGGGUUUUAAUUGUUUCUCUCAGUUUUUCUAAAACUAAACUAAAAAAAGUUUUCAGGGUCAUACAAUGUUUACCGUUCUUUUCUUGUCAGCUUCUAUCAUCAUCUUUGUGAUAACUGUUACUUAUCACCUUAAAGUCAGGCGCCAACACGAGAUCGUACACACCGAACUGCGGUAUUUUGCAUAUCUUCAUUUUGACAAAAAAAAAUUGAAAAUAAUUUUUUUGCUCUUUUAAUGGAUUUAGUCCAAAAGUUUGUGGUUUUCCAGUGCACAAUCGCCUCAUCGCAGACGCGAGAGGCUAUUCCACACUCUCAUCUUGUCGAUCGUCACGUUUUUCUUGUCCGUCAUGGGCCAAACCUACAUCGAAAUCGCCGUGUUUUGGGUCAAUGAGCGCGAGGAUAUUGCUACUUUGUCAAAAUGGUUUUUUUCUUUUCCCGUGUUUUUUUUUGUUCGAUUGGAUUGAUGAAAUUAUAUGUUGCCGGUUCACAGGAAGGAUGAUCAGAACAAUGAGAAAAAGGAUUAUUUUGAGAGCGUAGUAGAGCUGAUAAGUAUUAUAUUGUCAAGCUGUUUUUGGAAAAUCACGAUGAUUUUUCAAUAAAAUUCAAAAACUUUUGGGAAACUGAGGAACAGAAGUAAAAUUUCAAAAUUCACGGAUGAAGUGAGAUAUCAUAAGAUUUCCUAUAAAAUCAAUUUUAACUUUAUAGAAAAAUAAUAUGUCUUAAACUAAUGCUUGACAGGUACCACUACGCUCGAAUUUUGGCUUUUGUCGAUCCUGUUCUGAACCCUUUGAUAGUUGUCGCCAGAACACCAGCUUUAAGAAGACAGGUACGUUCCAUUCGGAAUUUUGAACUUAAUUUCAAAAUUAAGCUACGGUCGCAAUGGACAAGUCUUAGAUCUCGGGCUUCUUCCAAAACACGUUCCAGAGAUGGAAACAGCAGGGGUGACAAAUCUUCUUCAAGGUUUUGAACUUUUGUAAUCUGUUAAAACUGGAUCGUUAGAAAGUUGUUAAGAAGCUCAAAACGGAAAAACGUGAGCUCUCGGAAAAAAGAGCUCGAAGUAAACAUGCCGCUCAAAACGGAUCGACCUGUAAGUUGAAAAUAUUUUAUAGUUUGGUUUUCUUUUUAUUUUUUUUUGCUUCGCACGUUUUCGGGUCAUUUGCAGUGGUGGUAUUCAGUGAGACUGAUUUCGGAAAACCCAAAAAAUAAAGGUCUGCAAACGGAGCAGUGUCGCCCACAAAAGUAUCGUGGUGCUUAAUGAAUAAGAUUUCCGCUUUUUGUUGUGAGUUUGCUUUCUAUCUUUCGUUUUUCAUUUUUUUCCGAAUCAUUUUUUUGGUUGCGGCUGCUAAUUCUUUCAGAAGUACAAAAGUAACUUUUUGGAGCUGCAUGACGGUCGAAUCAUAAAAAAAAAAUUUCAAAACUUAUAUAGAUCGAACUGAACUUAAUUCACAGUUUCAAAAUUACAGAUAACAAGAACGUGUUCCUUGCGCAGAAGCCAAGAUUCGCAGACGCACAACUCAGUAGUUUGAACCUUCCAUGUAAAUCCCCUCAGUCCCCUUAAUGCGUGUUUUUUCUUGAAGAUCUCGUCCAACUUGUCAAUCAAUAAUCAAUUCAGUGAUGCUCUCAAUAUUUUUCGAACUUGCAUGCUUUCGAAUAAACUGUUUCAAAAACCUGUCGAAAAGCUUUUCGUAUCCUUAAAAAAAAUUAAAAGACAGUAAACUUGUUUUUCUCGGUAAGUCAAUACAAACCAUAACACCAAACUGGCUGCUUACAAUUCCAAUUAUGUUUUUUCUGGACAUUUGCUUGAAAUUCUCGCCCGCCUGCGAUGAUAAACGCCGCUCGUCGUCUUAGCCUAUCCCACGCAUCAGAAAUCAAACGAAAAUGACGCAUCAGACUUGAUUUAUUCCUUCUCAAGCGGAAUGAUAAAAUCUAGCUAGCUAUUUUCUCAUCAAAUUGUUGAAAAAUGCUGUCAAAUGCCGCUUGUUCUGAGAUCGAAAAGAAAAGUCGCGACAAAAGUUUUUCUGAAAUUUUUUCCGCGAAGUUCAGUAGCUUAAUUAUGUCGCGGACCGUUGGUUUUCACUUUUUUCUAUUCGCAACAAAAAAAUCAGCAAAAACUUCGGCCUUAUAUAUCAAUCUGCUCGUGGGCCAAAGAAGGAGUUUUUGAAAAAAUUUUCAGCGAAUGGCAAAACCCCAUUUAGAACAGCUCAUGAAGAUUUUUGAUUUCAAGAAAAACGGGAAAAUUUUUUUCACGCCUGGCCUCUUUCAUUUUUUUAAUUGUUUCUUACCCAUAUUGGCCUUUCCCAGACAUUCUGCAUACUCUAGGUUUCGAUGACUUCAUCGAGAGUAAGUUUUGCAGAUUGAAGAACGUUCUAAGUUUAAUUGCUACUCUUUUGCUUUUCUCUGAUUUCAUCCGUUGAGCCUCACAUUUGGGUCUUAUGAAUAUUCUGAUCCUCUCAAAGUUCAGGAUGUCGAAAAAAUCACUGAAAUUGAGUUCAGGGGAGAAAGAUAAAAUAUUCUGUUUGCAAAUGUUUCUUUUCAUCGCUUGUUUCAAAAUCAAGCUUAGUCAGAUGUUGGCAUCUCUGCAAAGCUCCUUGGCAGCGACAGGAAGCGAGUGAUCGGACCUCUGAAGCCAAACUGGGUCAGAUUGAAACGAGGCCGCUCUAGCCGCCGCAGGCGACGAAGGAGACCAAGAGCGGGGAGAAUCAGCCGGUGGCUGCGGCGUCGGUGACGGCGGCGUCGGCGGAUUUCGAAUCGGAGGACCGGUGGUUGAGAAGAAAGACAGGAGGAAGGCCGUUCCACGAACUCCGCCCACCUCUUCGUGUCAACUUAUCCUUAUCUCGCAGCCGACCCACCCGAAUCGACAGCACGGCCUCACGCCGCCUUUUACUUUCUGUUUCCAGAGAUGAAGCACCUCGGCUUGCUUCUGCUCCUUGUUCAAGGUCUGAUUUUUUUUUUGUUUUCUGUCGAAAUUCAUAUCUCGAUGAAGCUUUUUUUAUGCGCGACAAGCUCAAUUUCUCUUUUUUUCGUGAUUUUUCUGAAAGUUAGUUCAAAUUAUUCGAUCAUGCUUGUUGAUAUUUUCUAGCAUCUUUUUUAAUUUUUUCAGGAUAGUUUCUUUUUUUUCUUUCUAACUAAAUCUCAACUUUUUUUCUCCAAUUUCGUUCAAGACCAAGUUCAUCAGCGUUUUUUUGAGAUAAUCCUUAGAUUUUCAAUUUGAGAAAUUUUUUUAUCGCAUUGUUUCCCUUUGAAUUCUUUUUAAACAACGUUUCAAAUCUCUUUUGAAUUUUUUUGCAAGGAUUCAUAAUAUCAGUCGACUCUUAGUUCUUUUUAGAAUGCACUGCCUCUGUUUUUUCUAGUAAAUUUGAACUUUGAAUCAAAAAAAAAAUUUUUUUCAAAACGGAGCGUUACUUUAUUGAAGCUUUCUUUUUUUAGAUUUUGAAUAGAUCAAAUUUGAAAAAAAGGCUAUCUACUUGUGUCCAUUUUUGAUCAAACUGUCUUGAGUUGAUUUCAGGAGAUAAUAGUUUGUUAUUCAAAACUGUUUAUUUUGUUUAUUCCCUUUUUUUGAAGUUUUUUACCGACUAUCUCGACUUAGUCUUUUUUUUCUCCUAGAAUGAUCUCUGCCCUUUUUUCCAUUUUGAAUUAGUGAAACACUCAAACUGGACUUACCCCUCUCUUUUCAACCUAUUCAUAUAGACUCGACUCAAGCGAAAAAAAGUCAACCCUGGCGAUCCGCGCAAAAAAGAAGCCUCGACCACAAGAAGGAAACAAAACCAGUUUAGGCAGUCCUGGGUGCGGUUCACAUAAGCAGUCAUCCACAAAAAAUGACUUUUAUGGGGUUUCCCUUACAAGUCUCAUCGGGCAAAGGCUCCGGAUCCAAUUCUUAUUGUAGUUUGAAGAUGAUUGAUUUGAAAGGAGUCGUGGAGUUUCAAUCUUCAAACCAUUUCGCAAUAGAAAAGUCAAGCGCAAGCCAGGAAAAUUUUUUUCGUUUUUUUUGUCGGCAUUCGCGCUUUUACAAAAACACAGCUUCCAAUCUUUCAAACACCUAAAAAUUUUUAUAAGGUCACACUUUCAGAGUUUGCUUUAUUAACUUUUUUUUCCUAAAAUGUCCAAAUCAAACAGAGUUAAAUCAGGAGAUAUUCAAGCACUAAUACGGGCAUUGCCGUACGUUAUUGACAAAAAGUUUCCCUCUUAUUCUCAUCGAGAACUUCCACAAACUUUAGGAUACAUUUAAAGUUUUUAGCUUUUUUUUAUUAUUUGUUAGAUUUUCUAGACAUUUCUUUUCACUCGCCCAAUUAUUUCGUUUGCAAACGUUGUAAAAUAUUAUUGUAGACUAUGUUUUUUCCCAGUGUCGGUUUUAUAUGUCGAUUCUGGCCCUUUUGAAUAACCCAUCUCAUUUCAAGGAUUCUAGAUCGUGUUCAUUGUGAAAAACAGGUUUAAAGACAUCGGAAACAAUUGAAAAAUUCUGCGUUGAAAUUUUGGGAGAUGAAUAGUGCGAUAUCGGGGAAAUCCGUGAAAACGGUCGAGAAUCUUUAUGAUGCUUUGGAAGAGCUGAACCGGUUGACGAUUCCAAUCUCGGCGGCUUUCAUUCUUGGAACACAACACCGCAAACCGUUUCACGAGAAUAAAUCCGAGUACAUUCCGAGGAAAAGAUAAAAAACAUAGAAUCGUAAUGAAUAUUCUGUAGGCAGUUGAUUAUGUGAAACAGUAAAUAUUUGUGGAAUUCUGUAUGACUUACUUCAUUUUUUUUAAGUUCCUCCACCCGUGGCGUCUUUUGCAACCUUGAAGAGAAAGUGUCUUUUUUCAGGCGGAUUAACCUGCUUCCCCACUUCGCAAAGGUCGUAUCAGUACGGAACGCCGACGCAGCAAUUUGCUGGGGUAAAUUUUCCGGUCAAUUAUUUUUCUAAUCAACCAUCACAAGUAUCACUGAUAUUGAGAAUGCUUUAUGAUACCGUGAAUGCACUAUUCGAAACAAUUUUCCUAACAAAUGAAUUGUGUUCACCUGUUUAUUAACAAUCCGAAUUUCAAAACUAUGCAUGCGAAAGUUGGAAAUAUUUCCUGUUUGAAAAAAAGUUACCAAAGGGCAAAAGUACUUAAAAACCAAAUUUCCGCAACCUCAUUUUUAAGUAUAUUCAUACUAUUUCGAAAAAAAAUCCCUUGAUCUUUAAAAAAAUAAUUAUACUCGGCAAUCGUUUUAAAACAGACAGAGAAAAAAAAUUGGAAAAAAUUGUAAAAUAACAGAUUUUUCAUUUUGAAAAUGAGGCUAAAGCAAGAAUGCAUGCGCUCGGCUUCAAAUAACCAUUAGCGUGUGAUGUGAAGGAGUGAUGACGUAACAGGAAUGGUGCACGCUCUAACCAGGUGUCAAAUGCAGUGCACUCCACAAUGCUGCGGUUGUUCUCAGGCGCAACAGCCCGUUGCCGUCCAGCCGCAGGUCGUCGCCGCUGGAGCUCGAAUCGCUCCUGCUGGCCACAAUCAGCCAAUUCCAGUUCAAGGCAGCUCUUUUGAGUGUUAGUUCUUUCCUUUAAUCCAAUUUAUCAAUGAAAUAUGUGAGAAUAAACUGGGUAGAUGUGAGAAUUGUUUUAGCCUUUUAAUACUAGCGACAGAACCAAAUGUUCAAUUAUAGAAUUGGCAGUCUCAAGUGCAGCAUUAUUUAUUCUGUUCAAGCCAUCCGGAUUCAAUCAUUUUUGCUAAACUUUCUGUCUCUUUCUGAACGUAUUGUUAGAAUUCUUCUUUUUUCUCAUCUUGCGCUGGUUCAUUCGGAAUUAAAGGAGUAAUAAGCCCAAAAAUUUUGACUUUAAAGUGAAAAAAAUCGACAGGAAGUUUUGAAAAUUGUUCUCUCAUUGAUCUUUUGAUAUAAAAAGGAAGAAACUUGAAUCAUUAUAAGAAGCAGUAGAAUAAGCUUUAUACAGCCGAUUAAUAUCCACGUGCCCAUAAAAAGCGACCAUAACGGUGCGCCUAAGCUGAAUGUGAUCUAUUUUCUUCGGUUUGAAGAAAAGAGGUGAAUCACAGCGGGAAUUCUUGUCUUUUCAUCCAUUUCAAAGGCAACACCCGUAUCGUUGACCUCAUCCUCUCAAAUCCUUCCUCCAAUUUUGGAUCGCAGACAAAAUUCAAUCGCAAGUAUUAUGUUUUGGAUAUUUGGGUAAAAUUGUUUUGAAUCUUUCAGCAUCUUACCAAAAUAAAAUUAUAUUCAGGGAAAACCUACUAAAUUGGAAAAUUUUAAUGGAUUCUUGGUUUAAAAGGGAAGUUGAUCUGAAAGACGGAAAAAAGUGGAUUUGAAGGGUCUGUCGGCGUCAAACGGGAGACAUGUCUGGUUGCACUUUAACUUGCGCGCAAUAUUUCGCAAAGAAAUUCCAGCGAUUGGUCACUCCAACGAUCCGAUUAAUGAUCUUUCCCGAAUUAGCAGAGUGACUGGCCAUGUCUGCUUCACUUCUCGUUUUUUUUGUGAUUUCCUUGAAUGGUUAAGAUGCUUGAAAUUUUUAAGAAGCUUGAUAGACAGGGUGGAUUUUGGUAGGGAAUUCAUUCAGAUAGGCGUAAAUAUUGAACAAUAAAAAAGAAAUUUAAUCAAAAAAUGAUUUGAAAAAUAUAGCCGGUCCAAUUUUCUCAUUUUUAUGAAUUUGAAAAACAAGCUCACGAGUGUGUAAGGUGAGCAUCGCAGAUAUGGUUCAAACUUCUGUGUUAGGUAGUCUCAGAUAUGAGUACUCAUGAAAAAAAAAAGAAUUAUCUGCUAAGCGUCAUAGGGUACCGAGAAAUAGACUGUUAAAACUGUACAAGAAAUGCUCAAAAACGAAUUCUCAUUGGGUUUUUUUGUAAAAAAAAGUUUCUCAACAUGCAGUGAAUAACAGUAGACGUUUUAGUAUUAGAAAAACCGAAGAGGAUCAGUUUUUGAGCCUUUUGCGUACAUCCUCGAGAAGCUAUUCCUCAGUACCCUAAGGAGAUUUUUUUUUAAUUUUCGAGUGCUCACACCUAGGACUAUCUACAAAAAAAGUUUGGACCAGACUUGCGAUGUUCACUUCACUCAUUUUCCUUGUCAGAAAUCUUUUCCAGAUAUCUGACACUAUGAGAAUUUUCAGCGCUCUUAGGACAGAAAGUUGCAUUAGCUGAAUUCACCGCUGAUGGCUACAAUGCUGAAGGAGGUGGUCCUGUCACCUCAGGUCAAUUCUUUUCAACACAAAGCCUUCAGCAAAAAUGUUUCAGGAAGUGCUUUGACUUGCAACUUUGACGGACGGCCAUGCUGUUGGGCCAACGUACCUCCUCCAGAAGAUCAACUUGAUUGGCACACUGCCAGCGGAGUUCCAACGCAACUCCAAAAUCGCAAUGUUCCCAUUCCAAGUAAGUUCAUUUGAAGAAACCGAGCUUUGUGAAAAAAGAAAUAUGUUCUCACGAUGAUCUCACGUCAUCGAACUACUGGACUUUCAUCUUUUUUUAUCGUGUUCCUCGCGCCGCAAGAACUCAAUUUCACUGGAGAGUGACCUGAGGUCAAUCCUUCCUUCUGCGGAAAGUAGCCGAAAAAUCGAAAGUUUUAUGAAAGCCAAUCCCCGUCAACAUUCUGAUAGGAGGGGAAGGAUGGUCUCUCUUGGUCUAACUCAAAAAAAAAAAACGAUUUUACAGCUAUCAUCAAAAGUAUUUUUGUUUUUUUUUUGAGAUUUUGUCUUUUUUUUUUAAUUUUGGAAAUCGUUCCAACCUUGUCGACAAUUUAGCUGGCAGCUACCUCGUGGCUUAUGCAAAAGGUGCCGCUCCGUCGGAUGAAGCUCAAUUUGCUUCUUGCUCCAUCGGCUGUGCCUCUAGCGAUAUCAUCGUUCGAGCCAAGUGAGCUCAUCAGGAAGAGUCAAACGGAAGGAAAGAACUUUUUCAGACAUUGGCAGUCCGAAAACGUGCUUUUGCAAGUAUGCCUUCGAGAAUCUUUCCCAACCAACGCCGACCGGAAUCCUCUUCUCAACUGCCAAGAAUUCCCGAAUGUUAAUGGAAUGGGAACCACCGAAGUCGUUCUUCCAAAGACUUCCCUCGUCGAUGUGAGUCAAAUGAAUGAAAAAAGAAUGAGAAGGUUUCUCAGAUAGUUUUCGUGGCUUCGAACUUUGUGGGUGAGCAAGGAGAUAUUGCUCUUUUAGACGACAUCGAGGUUUCAUAUGAUCGAAAUGGGGAAGAAUGCCAGAAUCAGGUGAAAAACGCAAGGCACACACUUUUCAAAAAGCUGUUUAGUUCGAAGAGGUUGACCAAGAAGUUGAUCAAGAAAACCUGGGAGAAACUUCUGCCAACGCUGGAACUCAAACUCGCACCGCUGCUCAGGGCCAGAAAACCUACAACCAUUGGGUAUUUUAUUUGUUGAUGUUCAUCACUUUUGUAAAAGAAAACCUCCAUUGUGACGUUUAGGGCCCAAAAAGGGCUAUACAUCAAAGUUUAGGCGAAAACGCUCACUAUUUUCUUAUGCUAUGCUAUUUUCUUGUUUUCUCCUUCUUUGUUUUUUUAAAAUUUCUUUUUUUUGAGGAAGGAGCGACUGAGCAAGAAUCAGCGAAAAAACGCGAAAAGCUUGAAAGAAUUCAAGGUGGUGAGGGUCAUUUGGUACCAGCUAGCGAGCGCUUCGGUUCCCAAGGCUUCCGCGGCGGCGAAAAGGCGUUUGGCGGUUCAUCUGACGGUAGGAGAAUAUUAUUGUGUGACUAGACUUUGAGAGAUAACUAGAUCAAUCGCACAUCUCUCAGUUAUCAACAAAAAAAAAGAGAGACACAAAAAUUAUAGGAUCAGCCUCAGGAGGAUCUUGGGGAGCCGCUGGAGCCAAAGAAUCUGUUCAAGUUUGGCCAGGAAACGCUGCAGUUGGUACCGAUCAUGCUGAGGAAACUGUCUUCACCAGUGUUAAAACGUAUUUUAAAACGUUCCAAGUUUAUCAAAAGUUAUACAACUCAGAGCAAAACUUCCUGAUGGGAAAAUUGUUGCCAAGGGCGCGAAGACUGCUGAUUUUAGCGAAUCGAUUUGCAACGCGACAAAAUGUGACUUUGAAAAACGGUGAGAAUUACCAUUUUUUUGAGAAAUUUUUUUGAAAAAAAUUCAAUUCUUUUUGUUUUUGAACAUUCGAACUUGAUAAACAAGUAUAUUUGAGGAAACACUUGCAACUACGUCGAUGCUCACCAAAAACAGUCAAUCCGAGGCCUCACUACUAAGUUCCGAGUAGUCAGCGGCCAGUUCAUGAACAGAGUUACUGGAGUCAAAGAAAGCAUUGGUUAAUAAAACUUUCUAUUCUAUUUUGAUGCGGAAAAUUUUCAGAAGGAGAUUAUUAUGCUGCCACUUUCUUGUUCCCACGAGAAAUGGCCGGACUUGAAGCUACAACUGAACCUUUCACGGAAGUGUCUCGUCUGCGAUUCCAAUACUACGAAGGAACUCAUGGAGUUCAACUUAAAGGUAGGAAACUCGAAAUGUGCGGCGAGUGAUUACUCGAAUUUUACUUCUUUCCAUAUGAGAGCUGCCAGAACUCUAGGACUGCCAAGAAGGGCCUUUUUCGAGUAAUUUUGGGACUGCCAAAUAAAAGCUACUAUCAUGUGACUGCAAAAUGAGAGCUGCUAUCAUGGAACUGCCAAAAAAAUUGUCAUUUACCUGUAACUGUAAUCAUAUAAACUAAUACAUAAACUUCUCAAAAAAAAAAAAGUUUCACACUGUCUCGCGGAUCAUGUUGAGGCUGUGUUCAAAGAUUUUCUCUAGACAGCGGGUAGACAGAUAGAAAAAUCGUCUGCGACAAUUUUAAAUUUGUCAAAUGAUCGGGUCAACGUGGAGCUGUUUCCAGGAUGCUGCUCUACAAUCGAAAACUGUCCUUUUAGUUCUGAUCGUUUCGUGACAGUAUCAGACCGUGUUUGGAAAACGGCUUCAUUCAAAUGUCCGAAAGGAACUGACAAGGUGAUUUGAAAGAUUAAGAUACAUUCAACGUCGUAGUUUCAGGUUAUCUUCCUUUGCGAAAACACGAGAACCAACCAGGGAGCUUGUGCUGUUGAUGAUUUGGGUCUUUUUGAAGCCGAUGGAUCAUUGAAAGAAGCUAAGCCAAUGUGCUAG